UACCUUACCCAUUCUUCAAGGUUUUCUGGCAAAAAAAAAGAUAGAGAAAGAAAUCCAAACCGAAGGUUGUGAAAAUGGCAAGCAAAUCCAUGGUUAUGGCUUCAUCAUUGACCGGAGAAGUCUUCGAAGCCAUCGACGUCUACGUCUCCGACUCUGACUCCGACUCGUGGGAGGUUGUCGAACCGUCCGAUUCCGAUGACGGAAACUUCUCUUACGGUGACGUCACCUCCGAUGACGACGAAGUGGUGGCGGACGUCGACGAUCUACUCCAACAGGCUUACGGAUCUCCGUCGCCUGACAUAUCUUUGCAGUCUUUAGUAGAGGAAAUCACUCACCACUGUGAGGAAGUUAAAGACGCGUAUGAAAUCGAUGAUCUCCGUCACGUAAUCGUGGAGGAUGAUGGUCGGAUCGACGGUGCAUAUGAUCCGUACGAAGAGGAUGCAGAUGAGAGUGAAGAAGAAAUCGACGAUGAUGAUGAUCAUGAUGAUUUGGACGACGAAUUGGUGCCGAAAUAUUUGAACAACAAAUUCGAGCGACAGAGGAUGAGGAAAUUGGGGAAAAGGGCGUAUCCAAAGAUGAAAAAAUCCAAACGGGUCGCUAAUCAGUUCAACAAACCUGGAUGUGUUCGUGGAAAGCAUGGAUUGGGUUUGAAACACAAUCUCAUCCGGUAAACAAAUCGAUCUGAUUUCAUGUUUUAUUUGAACCGAUCUGAUCAUCAUCUUUGUUAAUUUGAAAUGUACAGCAGUUAAUUAGGGUUAACGGGUUGUUCUACAGUUAGGAUUAGGAUUUGAAGUUGGUUUCUUUUGGAUCUUUGAAUGUAUAUACGGAUCAUUUAAUCAAAAAUCAAAAUGCAAUCUGAUUUCGCGUA
Molecule: messenger RNA, 868 nt
Organism: Lactuca sativa (garden lettuce)
Lineage: Eukaryota; Viridiplantae; Streptophyta; Magnoliopsida; Asterales; Asteraceae
Source: RefSeq, a predicted model, not a curated record